Phoenix dactylifera (date palm) is the source of this 1728-nucleotide messenger RNA. Lineage: Eukaryota; Viridiplantae; Streptophyta; Magnoliopsida; Arecales; Arecaceae. The record is from RefSeq and is a predicted model, not a curated record.
CUGCUUGUCCCACUCUCCCCUUUUAUUCUCCUUUUAUUGCCACUCUCUUCCAUUCUUCGCUUCGCCCUGCUCGCUUCGCUCUAAGAAUCUACUUCCCCUUAGGACGAAGGUACCCCAAAGAAUAAAUCCCCGAAUAACUUAUCUGUCUCAUCCUUCGACCUUCGAGGUCUCCGGCCGCCAUGGAAGAGGCCGCCGACCUCCAAGACUGGGAAUUGCUGAGUCCCCACUCCGCCGACGAUCCCAAGGUCUUCGAGGGCCUCGAUGGCGAGGGCGACUCCUAUGGAGGCGCCAUCAAGUCGGAUUACUUUGCCCUUGACUCCGAGAAGCGCCGUACUGAGAGGGCGUCCUCGGAGGAAGAGAGCGAAGGGGGCGGCGUCGAUUCCGAUAACCCUAGUUGGGUCGAUCCCGAUUCGGAUCCCAGGGACUUGGAGCGGUCAAGGGGGAGGGUGGAAUUUAGAGGAAGUGGGUUUCCGGUGAGGAAUUCCGGCGGUUUUUGGUCUGAUAGGUCGUCGGAUUGCCGGAGUUCGCCGGCUGAUAGCGAAAGGGAGGAGCUUGGUAACAGAGGGGAUUCGGUUAUGGAAUUCGGUGUUGAAGGAAUCAAGACCGGGUAUCAGGACUCUAGUGAUUAUGACAGUGAAAAAAGUUCGGAUUUUGGAAGAAGUAGGGAGAGUGAGGAAAAUCAGACGGGGCUGGAGGAGCAUGGGGCGGAAGAAUCUGGGGAAUUGGUGAAGAUGGGAGAUGGCUCUGGUUCGUUGGAGAGUGUAUCUAAUAGUGAAAGAAAGAAGAGGGGAGUGGUUUGGUGGAAGAUGACGCUGGAGUUCAUUAAAUUUUACGUUUUAAAGAUGAGGCCGGUUUGGUCAAUCUCCAUAGCUGCUGCAAUAUUGGGGCUUGUUAUGCUUGGGAGGAAAUUGUACAAGAUGAAGCACAAGAGCCAAAGAAUUCAGCUUAAGAUCGCUUUUGAUGACAAGGAGGGAGGAACCGCCGUUCAGCUACCUUUGAGAUUCUUGGCAAAGACUUUGACAUCACUAACAGAGAUUCAUCAAAGAGUGAACUUGAUUUAAGACCAUGCAUGAAGGAAAGGGCAAAGGAUGGUGCAGCCAAGCGGGGGCAAUACAAUACAUUAUGUGAUAUUUUCCUUCAAGCAUGUAUAGCUUGCUACUCCAGUCUUCAUUUUGACCAGCAAAAGGAGAAAAUUAUGCACAAAUCACUACACAGAGUGUUGGUGGCGGUUGGUUGUAUUAUUCGAGGGAUCGUUACUUUUGUCGAAACAGCAGGGCCCAGCGCUCAGAUGGGAGGGGAGGGCCAAACCAUGGCAAUUGGCGAACAAGAUAAGUAGUUUGCGAUGCUUUGCCGCAUGUCAUGCGUGCAGAUAGUGCUAGGGAGUGAGGCUAAUGCUGAUGAUAGUUCAUUGAAUUGUGUGGUUCUAAUCAUGAAGUCGAGCACCCUGAUGGGUAGUUUGAAGCUUUUCUUAUUCUUAGGUCCAACAAGAAACAGUUAAACACGUGAGCUAUUAAAGAUUGAAAUGAUAGAAAUGAAUCAGGAGAAAUUAGGUGCUGUCACUUCAGAUCAACAUCAAAUUGGAUCAUUCCGUUUAAUAUAAAUUGGGGAUUGAGAUGUGAACUGUUAAAAACAUCUUAUAUGUCAGCUGUGUUAUCUUGUUGCAUCUUCUUGUUGUGAUGUGCAAAAUUACUUGGCGAGUAGAAGAAAAUUUCAUGAGUUUGGAUGGAC